Molecule: messenger RNA, 306 nt
Organism: Cetraspora pellucida
Lineage: Eukaryota; Fungi; Glomeromycota; Glomeromycetes; Diversisporales; Gigasporaceae
Source: the annotation of a GenBank genome assembly
AUGUCCAAACCACCUACACCAACUGAAAAUUCUCCUGUCGAUCUUACUAACGAAAAUGUUGCUACCACUACUCCUCCUCCACAAACAAAUGGCACUUCCACUACUACCACUUCUAUCCCACAAACUAAUGGUACUUCUUCUCCUGUUUUACAAGUUAAAGAAACUAAAAGAAAACGACCUAUCGAAUACAUCGAAGAUGACAUCCUCGACGUUGAGCAGCAAAUUAUAAAAUUGAAAAAAACGAAAGAGGAAUUAAAAGCAAAACGUUUAAAGAAAAAAUUGAAACAAUAUGAGUUGAAUGAAUAA